AUGGCAGAGUGCCACCAAGAGAAUGAAAUCAGGCCAAAGGAUCCCAUUAGGUGUCGAGACUGUGGCUACAGAAUCAUGUAUAAGAAGAGGACACGACGCUCAAAGACUAAUUGUGGCUCACAUGCCUACCUGUCAAGAUACUGUAAUGCCAUAGUUAUCUUAAUCAUAAAACCAUCUCCAGAGAUGACAAAUAUCAAUGGAAAAUUUGGAUAA
This is a messenger RNA of Darwinula stevensoni, 213 nucleotides long. Lineage: Eukaryota; Metazoa; Arthropoda; Ostracoda; Podocopida; Darwinulidae. The record is from the annotation of a GenBank genome assembly.